This is a messenger RNA of Nannospalax galili (Upper Galilee mountains blind mole rat), 1839 nucleotides long. RefSeq names its product tripartite motif containing 55 (gene Trim55). Lineage: Eukaryota; Metazoa; Chordata; Mammalia; Rodentia; Spalacidae. Gene Ontology annotation, molecular function: zinc ion binding. The record is from RefSeq and is a predicted model, not a curated record. The transcript has 10 exons. Bases 138 to 1766 code for a protein of 542 amino acids.
GGCCUGAAACAAUGUCCUCCAUGGAGAGAAAUGUAAAGGACACUUGAUCAUACGGUCCUUGGAAUUAUUUCCAGGAAACACUUGCAGAAGUUCGGGAGCUCCCUCUUCCUGGCAGCGCACUCAGGGACGGCCAGGAGAUGAGCGCUUCUCUGAAUUACAAGUCUUUCUCCAAAGAACAGCAGACCAUGGAUAACUUGGAGAAGCAACUGAUCUGUCCCAUCUGCCUAGAGAUGUUCACAAAGCCUGUGGUCAUUCUCCCGUGCCAGCACAACCUGUGUAGGAAAUGUGCCAGCGACAUCUUCCAGGCCUCUAACCCUUACUUGCCCACCAGAGGAGGCACCACGGUGGCAUCAGGGGGACGAUUCCGCUGCCCCUCCUGCAGACACGAAGUGGUUUUAGACAGACAUGGGGUAUAUGGACUUCAGAGGAACCUGCUGGUGGAAAACAUCAUUGACAUCUACAAGCAGGAAUCCACCAGGCCAGAAAAGAAGUCUGACCAGCCCAUGUGUGAGGAGCAUGAAGAGGAGCGAAUCAACAUCUACUGUCUGAACUGUGAGGUGCCCACCUGCUCCCUGUGCAAGGUGUUUGGUGCUCACAAGGACUGCCAGGUGGCUCCUCUCACUCAUGUGUUUCAGAGGCAGAAGUCAGAGCUCAGUGAUGGCAUCGCUGUUCUUGUGGGAAGCAAUGAUAGAGUCCAGGGAGUAAUCAGCCAGCUGGAGGACACCUGUAAAACUAUUGAGGAAUGCUGCAGAAGGCAGAAGCAGGACCUGUGUGAGAAGUUUGAUUCCCUCUAUGGUAUCCUGGAGGAGAGGAAGACCGAAAUGACCCAAGCCAUCACCCGAACCCAAGAAGAGAAACUGGAGCAUGUCCGAGCUCUCAUCAAAAAGUAUUCUGAUCAUUUGGAGAAUGUGUCAAAGUUGGUCGAAUCGGGAAUCCAAUUCAUGGAUGAGCCAGAAAUGGCUGUGUUUCUGCAGAAUGCCAAAACUCUGUUACAAAAGAUCUCGGAAGCAUCAAAGGCAUUUCAGAUGGAGAAAAUAGAACAAGGUUAUGAGAUCAUGGACCACUUCACAGUCAACCUCAACAGAGAAGAGAAAAUUAUACGUGAAAUUGAUUUUUACAGAGAAGAGGAAGAGGAAGAGGAUGAAGGAGAAAGAGAAGAAGAUGGAGAGGAUGCAGUGGAAGUGGAAGUAGAAAAUGUUCAAAUAGAGUCAUCAGGGGAAGAUGAAAGUCUGGAACGAGCCUCAGAGCCCUCUCAGCAGGCUUCAGAGCCCCAGGCUAUCCCAGGGCGACUUUUGGUUUCCUCUCCAGAACCACCUUCAGCCCUACCACCUGCUGCAGAUAUCCCGGUGACACAGGGGGAGGUGGUGCCCACUGACUCUCAGCAGACCACAGAGUCUGAAACUCCAGGCCCUUCAGCAGCGGAAGCGGCGGAUCCCUUGUUUUACCCUAGUUGGUAUAAAGGCCAAAGCCGGAAAGUCACCGCCAACCCACCUUGCACCCCUGGGAACGAAGGUCUGGGGCAAAUAGGGCCUCCGGGUACUGAGGAGUCCAAAGUGCAGUCCGCAGAAGUGGCAGAAGCCGCAGCCAAUGAGCGGGCAGCAGUGAGUGGUAAGGAAUCUAGUUCACCUGCAACUACCUCUCAGACUGGAUUUGAGGUCCCUUCUCCCCAGGGACAGGCUGCAGCCUCGGGGAGUGGGAGUGGAGCUGAUUCUGAGCCAGCUCGCCACGUCUUCUCCUUCUCCUGGUUGAACUCCCUGAAUGAAUGAUAUUCAUUCCAGUUGCUGUCCCCAGUCUGCCUGGUUGAGAUGCACACAGACAGCAGGAAACCUGGGUGAAAAU